Molecule: messenger RNA, 1614 nt
Organism: Aspergillus heteromorphus CBS 117.55
Lineage: Eukaryota; Fungi; Ascomycota; Eurotiomycetes; Eurotiales; Aspergillaceae
Product: putative triacylglycerol lipase
Exons: 3
Coding region: 1-1614 (537 amino acids)
Source: RefSeq, a predicted model, not a curated record
AUGACCCUUCUUUAUCUCACGGCGUUUGUCUUCCUCGCCCGCCUCGUAGCAUCGGCGCAGAACCUAACGGUAGACCUUGGCUACGCACGGUACAAAGGCCGAGGCCUGUCGGAUGGCAUUGCUCAAUGGCUCGGAGUACGAUACGCGGCCUCCCCUGUAGGGAGCUUGCGCUUCUCUGCACCGCAGGAUCCGGAGGCGGUAGAUGGUGUCCAAGAGGCAUCUCAGCAUGGUCCUCUGUGUAUCCCCACUGGCGAUUCUCCAGCUCCGGCAGGAACAUCUGAAGAUUGUCUAUUUCUCGACGUAUACGCCCCUAGCGCAUCAAAGAACAGCACGGGGCUACCCGUGUUUGUAUGGAUACAAGGGGGAGGCUUCAAUACCAAUUCGAAUGCCAACUACAAUGGGACAGGGUUGAUCCAAGCGUCCGGCACGGGCAUUGUGGUGGUCACUUUCAACUACCGAGUGGGCCCUUAUGGCUUCCUGUCGGGACAGGAGGUGUUGAAGGGAGGAAGCGUGAACAAUGGCCUGAAGGACCAGCUCAAAGUUCUGAACUGGGUCCAGACACAUAUCAGCAAGUUUGGAGGCGAUCCAAAACAUGUUGUUAUUGGUGGUGACAGUGCAGGGGCAGCCUCUGUCACACUUCUUCUUUCAGCCUACGGUGGCAAAGAUCAAGGACUGUUCCAUGCAGCAGCAGCAGAGUCGCAAAGCUUCGCCCCCAUGCUGACUGUCAAUCAGAGCCAAUUCACAUACAACAAUCUUGUUAUCCGCACUGGCUGCGCAAGCGAGACAGAUACGCUCGCUUGCUUGCGCAACCUGGAUACUGCGAGCCUGCAGAGCGAAAACUUCAAUACCCCCUUUCCUACAGCCCAGAAAGCGCCUCUCUACAUGUACGGACCUGUGCUCGACGGAGAUCUUGUCCUUGACUACACAUAUCGCCUGUUCCACCAGGGGAAAUUCAUCAAAGUUCCCGUCAUCUUCGGCGACGACACGAACGAAGGCACGAUUUUCGUGCCCAAGAAUACUUCUAGCGUUAGCGAAGCCGACACGUUCAUACAGAGCCAGUUCCCUAACAUAAGCCUGGUCCAGCUCGCCAAGAUCAACAACUGGUAUCUGACAGAGAACCAAACACGCCAGUUCCCUCAUGCGAAGCCAUACUGGAGGCCUGCCGGCAACGCAUAUGGCGAAAUCCGCUACAUUUGCCCCGGCAUCGACAUGUCAACCGUGUACUCCCAGGCGGGCGUGAACAGUUGGAACUACCACUAUGAUGUCCAGGACCCAGACGCAGAAGCCUCGGGAGAUGGCGUUACCCAUACCGUGGAGGCGAAUGCCAUCUGGGGCCCGCAGUACGUGAGUGGGACGCCGCCCUCCUCAUACUUCACCUCGAACGCGCCCAUUGUGCCGGUCAUGCAGGGCUACUGGACCAGUUUUAUCAAGACCUUCGAUCCCAACCCUCAUCGUUCCCUUGAUAGUCCAGAGUGGAAGACCUGGGGUGUUGGCAAUGAGAGCUACCAUCGUAUUUGGAUCCGAACAAACCAAACUGCUAUGGAGACAGUCCCGACGGACCAGCAAGAGCGAUGCAAGUACUUGACCAGUAUUGGGACGGAUCUUCAGCAGUAA